GCAGCAGCGAGUGGGAGAGGAGGCACUGCCGCCUGCCCCGCAGGCUGACCCCGCUCCCAGCCGCAGCCGAGCAUCCCUGCCUCGGCAAGCUCGGCCAAGCGGGAAGCCAGGCAGUGACGAACCCGUCCGCUGGCAUUUGGAGAAAGACUGCCUCUUUCACCUACAGCUACCUCCUUGUUCCACCAUACAGGCUGCUGUGGAUUCCUCCUCGUCCACCUGCAUCUGCUGAGUCUGUGCUCUGGGGUUUAAGUACUGUGUCCAGUAGGUAAAGCCGAGUGAUAUAAUUCGCUGAGUAAAAGGAGGAGACUCUUGGCAGCUUGGCACCAGUACUAAUGAAGCCAAUAGCCUUCCCUGCUCUCUCCUUUUGGCCGGCUCUCAUUUUGGCUGGCUUCCUUGGCAUACACAUCACUGGCAGUUUUGUGAGAAGUCAGAAGAACCAUACGCUAAUUUUCACCAAGGAAAACACAAUUCGCAACUGCAGCUGCUCGGCAGAUAUCCGUGAUUGUGAUUACUGCCUGGCAAACUUGAUGUGCAAUUGCAAAACCGUGCUGCCUUCUACCAUGGAAAAAACUACCUACAAUAGCCACCUGACCAUUUGGUUCACAGACACCUCCGUGCUGGAGAUGCUUCUCAACUUCACAAGGGUGUGGGAUCUGAAGCUGUCCUUCUGUGGCACUGCUCCUCUCCCAACAGAAUACUUGGCCAUUUGGGGACUUCGAAAGCUCCGGGUAAAAAAAGUCAAGGGACGAUUUCCAGAGCAGAGUGUCACCAUCUACAGCAGCAGCAGCAAUGAAAAAGAAAACUCGCUUGCGGUGCACAACAAAGACAGGCAAAUGCUUGUAUAUAUUUCUUUUCUGGAUACCUCGCUUUUCAAUGGAUAUUCUUUGCUGAAGUCAUACAGUGUGGAAAACGUCUCUAGUAUCACGGAGCAUUUCCCCAGCCUGCUGUACUCCGAUGUUUUCUCAACAUCAGAUAACAAGAGCUAUGUUGUAACAUUCAUUUACUGAGUUAUUUAAUAGUCAGUAAAGUAGUCAGAGGCACAGCAAACUGCUAAGAGAGAGAUGGGACUUCUUCAAGUUUGUUUGGUUUGGCCAGGAGGAGCUGUUAUGGGAUGGACAGUUCUGACUGUGAUAGCACUCUACAAGGAGGUGUUUAAAGUAAGACAGACUCAUCAGGCUAAUUCAGUAAAUGCUUUCUUAAAGAACAAAGAAAAUGUGAAAUGACUGUUUUAGAAAGCAUGGGUACAGAUUCUUUUUAUAUAUUGUAAGCUAGAGAAUUGAGAUCUGCACAUAAAUUUUGUUUUAAGGUUGUGCCUCAGACAGAAGAAGACAUAACCAUGUAUGUCCAGCUGUAGAAGAACCUGAGCCUCCCAGAGAAUCACUCAGGUUAGAUGGCAGCUCGGGAAGUCUCCAGUCCAACCCCCUGCCCAAGCAGGGCCACCUCUGGGAUCAGACCAGGCUGCUCAGGGUUUUCUGCGGUCGGGUCGCGAAAACCCUCAAGCACAGAGCCUGCACAACCUCAUUGGGCAACCUGCUCCACUGCCUGCUUGUCCUCAUGGGGAAACUUUUUUCCAUGUAUUAACCCCAGUCUUACCUUCUCCAGGCUCAGCAAGCCCAGUUCUGUCACACUUUUCUCACCCUCACAUGCCCCAGCCCCUGACCAUCUUUGUGGUUCUCCACUGGACCACUUCAGCUGAUCCAUAUCCUUCUUGCACUGCGGGGGGCCAAAACUGCAUGCAGUACUCUGUAUGCAGUCUAGUAAGUGCCAGGACAAGGGGAAUAAUCCCUUCCCUCCAUCUACUGUCUGUUGCCCCUGUCAGUACAGCCCAUUGCUGUCAGGUUCAAGAGGUGCAAGGUGGUUACAGGUUACUCAAACUGGGAGUGCUGAGUUGUCCUUGCCCUUGGCACUUGGUCAGAGCUGGGAACCCUCUGCUUGGGCUGGGUGACACAGCCUCUUACGAAAGCAGGCACAGGCUAUGCAGGCAGCCUCCAACCUCAGCGUGCAACUGAAGGUGUGUUUGGGGGAUGACCAGGAAGGUGUGUUCUCUGCCAAGCCACAGCACACAUCAUGGGAAAGUACCAGCCAAGAGGCCACCUGACAAGUGAGACACCACGCUCACAAAGGUGUUUUUCCCAGGGAAAGGCCUGUCUCUUGCACGUUAGGUGUGCCGAUGCCUGCAAUUUCCCCAAAUGCCAGGAACUUGACUUCAUCUUUUGUAAUAAUGGCAAGCUCUACUCGUGUUCUCCCCUAUGAGAAAGAAGAAAGACCCCAUCCAAUGACUCUUGUCUCAUAAGGGAGGCUAGGCUUCUGCCUAGCGUUGCGGGAGAAAGAUUGUUAUCCCCUGAAAAACAUAUGUCAGGACUAUUUAUAUAGCCCAGAGUCUGCUCCUUGCCCAUGUCUGCAGGAUUUGCAUUCUAUGAGAUACGAUUCAACCCAGGAUCCGUCCACAUAGUACAAUAAAGGCUUUGGAAUAGCAGCUCCUAACAGUCUUGCAUUGUCAGCGGAGGAUUACAUGAAACUGGGAUAAAAUAUGUGUGCUGAGGGGAAUGGCUAUCAAGAUUCUAAGGAACCAACGAAUUUACUUCAACAACUUUAAAGAAAGACUUUUUCUGUAACUGUAAUCAAUGAUGGAGCAGUUUUGCUACGAAGCAAAACUUAAUUUUUCAGAAUACUUAAAUCCAUGCACACCUUCCAUUACUGUGAGCUUCCCACUGAAAUCAACAAUGCAGUAACUAUUGAAUUAAUGGAGUCUAUUUGCAAUUGCAAAUUAAUAGAUUUAAGCCCACAGGUGUUUGAAGGCUGGGGAUUGAACUGGAUUUAACUCAACCAGAGAACUAUUAAAUCAGCUGUUGUAAAGACAUCAUUUCCUUUGUCAGCACUUUGGCAAUAAAACAUAAACCUUC
Molecule: messenger RNA, 2903 nt
Organism: Aquila chrysaetos chrysaetos
Lineage: Eukaryota; Metazoa; Chordata; Aves; Accipitriformes; Accipitridae
Gene: EPCIP
Product: chromosome 7 C21orf62 homolog
Exons: 3
Coding region: 333-1007 (224 amino acids)
Source: RefSeq, a predicted model, not a curated record